Messenger RNA from Echinops telfairi (small Madagascar hedgehog), 1065 nucleotides. RefSeq names its product transcription elongation factor A like 9 (gene TCEAL9). The record is from RefSeq and is a predicted model, not a curated record. The coding region runs from base 273 to 587 and encodes 104 amino acids. Lineage: Eukaryota; Metazoa; Chordata; Mammalia; Afrosoricida; Tenrecidae. The transcript is spliced from 3 exons.
AGUCCUGCUAAUCUGGCCCUUGUUCCCAUCAGGGUACCAGCUCCCUUUUGCUGUGCAGGCAGCAAGGCCGGAGGCCAAGGAAAGGAGUCAACUUGCUGGAAUUGUGCAGUCUGUCUGCAGGUUGGUUGCUGCUCAGCAAGGCACACGGCUAGAAAAGGAAGAAGAAACUAACUGGAUCAGUACUGGUAGGGAUACUUGUAUUCCAAGAGGAAUCAGCAGGGGGGAAGAAGACAAGAAAAAGAAAGCAAGAAAGGGAGGCAGACAGACAAAAGAUGAAACCCUGUCAAAAAAUGGAAGGACAGUCAGAGAAUGAGAGUGAAUUAAAGCCUCAGGAAGACCCGCAGCCUGAGGAAAAGCCAGAGGAGAAGGAAGGGCCAGAGGGGGAGGAAAACACAGAAGAAACUUUCAGAGAAAGGCUGAUUCAGUCUCUCCAGGAAUUUAAAGAAGAUAUACACAACAGGCAUUUAAGCAAAGAAGAUAUGUUUAGAGAUGUGGAUGAAAUGGACGAGAUACGAAGAGUGAGAAAUAAACUUAUAGUGAUGCGUUGGAAGGUUAAUCGGAACCAUCCUUACCCCUAUUUAAUGUAGUUUGCUGUGAUCUUUAUGAAUAUUAGCAUUUGCAUAUAGCUUUUUGAUUUACAUUUUCCUGAUACACCUUUCCCCAUCCUCCUUUUAACUUGCUGGAGUUAUUGGUUUUAAAAAGCAUUUUAUUAUCUGCAUCUUAUUGUUCAUUGUAUUUUGACCCAAUCUACAAGUCUCUGUUGUUUAAUAGGGAAGCUUCACUCAUUUGUGCAAAGAGAGGGCCCUGAUAGGAUAUAAAAUGGAGGGGAAAGUCACUAUGUAAUAUGUGAAUAUCAUAUUUUUGAAGGUGAAGAGUGAAUUUGUAUAUCAUAUAUGCCUAUAGAAAACAUCUGAAGGAUGAAUACAACAAAGUAGCCUCUUGGUGGUGGGAUAAUGGGUAUUUUUCUUUCAUUUUUGCUUAUGUGUAUUUUUCCUUAUUCCUACAGCAACAUUAUUGUUGUGUUAAAAAAAAUAAUAAAAGUUUUUAACAACAACAAAAAACAAA